AAGAAAAUCGGAGAUGGAGACAAAUUUUCCCUCAUCCAUUCAGCAGCCAGGGUCCUGCGGAGGCCCAUCGUCCUCAUCUGUGAAGAGCGCAUUCAAUCGAGGACAUUCCUACCUCCUGUAAGAGAUCAUGAACAAGUUCAAAGAAAUGAAGCUGGACAAUGGAAAGGAAUUCUUCUCUAUGGUCAGGGGCAGGGAGAUUCUAUUAACAUCCUUCCAGUUGUACGAUUUGGAGAUGACGCAGGUAGACGGGUUUGGAUGGCAGCAAUUAAACUGCCCCAGCCCCAUGUUGGUUUUGGUGACGAAAGAAAAACCACCUUAGCUCGGGGCAUCUCUUUCCAAGGGAACGUUGGUGUGGAAUGGAGGGCGCACACAGCUCCUCUCCUGUGGAUCCUUGACAGAUACCUAGCUGGAUUGCCAUCACUAAAGCCAGCUCCACGAUGCGGAGAAAAGCUCCAUGCCAAAGAAGAGGAGGGCAAUGACACAACCGCCAAUGAAGAAGAGGAACGGGCUCUGGAGAUGGACUAG
Molecule: messenger RNA, 525 nt
Organism: Darwinula stevensoni
Lineage: Eukaryota; Metazoa; Arthropoda; Ostracoda; Podocopida; Darwinulidae
Source: the annotation of a GenBank genome assembly